CAUCCCAAACUUCUUAGAAAGUUCAAAAGGGUGGUUGGUACCCUCUAUAUGUUGUUCACGGUGGUAGUCUGGUAGAUGAGAAUUGAUGAGGUGGCAGAUGACACGAAUUAAGCUAAUCGAAUUCUCAUAUUGAAACUGUUGCAUCAAUUCAAGACCAAAGAAUUUGUUUAAAAAGAGAACCCUCGUAUAAAGGAAGCUUCGUAACGGCUUCCUUUUUUUUUUAAAAAAAAAAUUACCUAUUGAAAAAUGGGAAAGCUUAAACAAAUAGUAUAAAAAUAGCAACAAGUGAAAUCAUUUUCGGGCUUGCGGUUUACGAAGCACAAGCAUUACCUUAAAAAAAAGAAGUCUACAAUAUGAUGCCCUUUACUGUUCUCAUGGACUUCCUUAGCAUUCUAUAUAUCUUAAGUAAGGUUGGAGGCCUUACAGAGUCACAACGAAUUCUUGAAGGUAUAACUGAUUGUGUUUCUGCUAGAAUAACGGAUUUUGAAAAACAAGGCAAGAAGAGAAAGAGGGAGGGUGAAAUCCCUUCCUGGAUAAACCAGGGUCGAGAGCUCGUGCAGCAAGCGAGAAGGGUUUUAGGACAGGGGAGUGAAGCAGGUUCGGAGAAGAAAAGAAAAGUGGAAGAAGGAAGCAUCUUCUCUUCUCAAACUCGUAGAAAGCUUACAGAUGUUUAUAAAUUCAUAGAGACAUUGUCAGCCUUUGAAAAGCAGGUUGAUGAGAAGGUUUUGAUAAGCACCAUAUCUGAUCAAAGAGGCCCAGAUCGUGGGACUCUUUUGCCGGUGAGAAGCUUAGUUGGCCUAGGGGCUUCCGGUGCUUUGAAGCGGCUUCAGGCUGUUUUACUAAGCGAUACGAUUGGAAGAAUUGCUAUUCUUGGGUUGGAAGGACUAGGUAAGACCUCUUUGAUGAAGCACCUGCAUAACUAUGCCAUCAAAUCUGUUGAUAGGUUUGAUUAUGCUUUCUGGGUUUCUUGUCCUCGUCCAUUCAGCAUCAAGCGUCUACAAGACGCUCUUGCUGCUGCAAUGAAGUGUAAACUCUGCAUUCAUGAUGAUGUAAAUGCUCGAGCUGAAGCGUUGUGUAGUAUUCUUACAGGUUUGGGGACGUUUGUAAUUUUCUUAGACGGUGUACCAGAGGUAAAAUUUUCACUGCAUCAGAUAGGAAUUUCAGUUCCUGUAGAAGAGAGUAAGAGCAAAGUUGUGUUAACUACAAGGUCUACUUCGGUUUCUGGUAUGUUAGAUUGUUCAGAAACAGUGAAGCUCGACUGUCUUUCAGACGAAGAAGCGUGCAAAUUGCUCAUAGACGAAGCCAGAAUUAGCAUGGAUUCCGAUGAUCUUAUAAGCUUUAUUACCAAGUUUGCAAUUAUGUGCGAUGGCGUGCCAGGCAAGAUUAUCGACAUAGGUACUCGUAUGCGCGACAUUGAUGAUAUUUGCGAAUGGAAAAACGCAUUAUUUGAGCUAGAAAUAGAGAGGGCUGAGAUCAGUGGCUAAUAUUUGAGGAAAGGUGUUCUUGCUAUUGCGCUCUUUCGUGUUUCGACUAUUAUUUUUGGUUAAGUCGAGCCUUCUUUGUGGGACGAAUGGCAAGAUUAACGAGGAGUCGAAUCGAGGAUUAGUUAUAAUUUGUAAAUAGCUUAUGGUUUACUAUAGAUUAAGAAAGAGGAGCUUCUAGUUAAAGCUGGCGUCUUCUCAAUUAGGAGCUGAGUGUUACUGGAAGGGAGCAUAUGAAUCAAUUUGACUUGGAAAAAGUAUUAAAAGAAAUUAUUAGUUGAUAGUAAUACCUCAUUAUUAUCCUUAAAUAAUAACAAGUGUAAGAGUUGAUGAAUUAUGAAGUAGGGUAAGUCUAAUUUAUUAGUUACUUUAUGACUUAUAUAGUAAUAUAGCAAGUAUUGUGAAACAGAUAAAAUAAGAAAGUGUAACAAGUAUUAUGAAAUAGAGAAAGGAGGAAGUAUUUAUGAAUGUAUCGUAUUCAUAAAAGUCA
Messenger RNA from Amaranthus tricolor (Joseph's coat), 1971 nucleotides. Its product is annotated as putative disease resistance protein At3g15700. NCBI's taxonomy places the organism in Eukaryota, Viridiplantae, Streptophyta, Magnoliopsida, Caryophyllales, Amaranthaceae. The coding region runs from base 354 to 1484 and encodes 376 amino acids. Gene Ontology annotation, biological process: defense response to other organism. The record is from RefSeq and is a predicted model, not a curated record. Gene Ontology annotation, molecular function: ADP binding. The transcript is spliced from 2 exons.